Molecule: messenger RNA, 2605 nt
Organism: Seminavis robusta
Lineage: Eukaryota; Bacillariophyta; Bacillariophyceae; Naviculales; Naviculaceae
Source: the annotation of a GenBank genome assembly
UCACAGGCCUUUGACCGACCAUGGCAUCAUGGCAACCUCCCCAGACGCCAACACUACUAAUGAGGUGGAUCAGCAGUAUGUCUACCUGGAAAUAGAGGGUGCCAACCUGACAAAGAAUGUGACAGGACUGGGCUUUGGCCACAUGCAUCCCUUUGUGCAGUUGGAAUUGACUCCAAUCGAUGACGAUGAUGUUACCUCCUCUGUGGCACUUUCCAAUUGCACUGGCACCCAUUGGGACGCCCACUGUCAUCCCAGCUGGUCUCAUUCUUGCCCUGCCAUUCCUCUCAGUGAUGCCUGGGCCAUGUCGUUCAAGUUUACAGUCUACAACGACAAUGAGCUACAUCGCUAUGCCAUGAUUGGAGUCCCCAAUGCCGUCGGAAACACAGGGGCGCUACCAGCAGGACUGUCGGGAAUUCUGACCAAAGUCACUGGAGCCAAAAAGAUUGGCCAAGUGGCUAUAUCCAUGGACAAUCUGAUCCAAGAAUCCGAAAAGGGAGGCCUGCUUCAAAUGGAACUUCAAAGUGAUCGGGGAGCCAUUGCAGGCACUUUGCAGGUCAAGGCUCACGUUAAAAAAAUGAAGAGAUCUUCGACCAGUAUCAUGGGCAGUGCACUUGAUUUAACUGCCCCAAGCACUGGAACGGCAGUCAACAACAACAGCAAUAAAGUGGACCAAUCUUGGUUUGUAUCGCCCGUGAUUCCAUUGACGACGUCGGGUGGUACGGCUGCUUUCUUCCAGCUCACACUGACCCAAGAAGGAAUGGAUGCAACCAAACAAAACACUCCUAGUUUCUAUGUUGGCAAGGAUUUGAGCCAUGCCCAGGACGAAAAGGAUUUUUAUCAACAACUCCUAGAAAUCAAACAAAGCAUGAAAGAUGAUGAUGAUGAGGAUAUUGAAGAUGUUGGCCAGCUGGUCCCUUUCAUGUUUGAUUAUCUGGGCAUUUUGGAAGCCGUUUCAGCAACAACAACUAGCACUGGUGAAGGAGGGAAGCAGCAACAACAUCAAGUCCUGGUCCUUCAAAAUUUACGCAAUAACUUCCAGAGCUUUAGAAUGCUCGACUUGAAGAUUGGCGAAGUCACUGCCCAAGCCGGGUGGAAAGGCAAAUCUCGUCUUCAUGCUCUCAAGUGCCACUUGCUGAAUGAUCACUUUACAAACUCCGUGUCAGAAGGUUAUCGCCUGGCUGGAUUUGAUGGCACCAAUGAGAUGUUUGACAGCAUGGAUCCGUUGAUGGAUUUUUUGGCAGGUGAUGCGGCAUCUGCAGAGGAAAAGAAGACCAUUUGGGGUGGCCACUUUGACGAAGCACAAGUCAAAAAAGCCAAACGCUUAAUGAUCAAUACACUUAGCGGAACAGACGUUUUGCGCUUUUUCCUCGAUGUGCACACGGACAAAGCAUUUGCCUCUGACGACAACAAUAAUAACAUGAACGAGUAUUUGCUGCCUGUGGAAAUGGUCGAGAUGGCCUUUCGGGAAAUGGUAUCUCGAUUGGUGCAAGUGGCCGCGGCAUGUCAUCACGUGCAAGUCCCGCAGAAAUGGAUCGGGAGUUCAGUAGCACUGGGAUAUGAUGCCGGACUCUUGCCCAAGCGUUCUCCGGAGGCCGAAGAAGCAAUUUGUUCCAAGGUUUUUGUUUAUUUGUUUGAUUGGGGUCGGUCAGAACUGCUGACAUGUUCCAAAUACCACAACUUGACGCCGUCCGAAAAAGCCGACCGACAAAAGUUCUGGACAUAUUACAAGGCAGGCAUUGAGCGUUUGGCAUUCCAUGCGGCACGAGUCUAUUAUCACCAAUUCACGAAUACUGGCAGAUGGACCAGACUAACCUUGCAAGUCUUUGACUUCGACAGCACCAAAAUCAACGACCAUUGUGGCAAUGUCACCAUAGCAUUGCCAGAUCCGUACAAGUCUGACGAAUCUGCUGCCCUUGAUGCUCUUCGAGAAAACCGAGAGUACAAACUCGAGGGUUGCAGCAAAGCCACUGCCCGUGGAAGCACCCUAUUUUGCUCCAUUACGUGGCUGGAGCUCCCCGCAGACUCACGCAUAUUGGGACUUUGGCGAGUUGCUAUUGACCGAGCCACCAAUGUGCCUGUCAUGGAUGUCACUGGUUCUUCCGAUCCAUUUUGCCUAGUGAUUGCCAGUGAAACUGACGGCGAUGGUGGACGUGAGCUUCACCAAAGAACGUGCGUCAAAGCACGCAACCUGAAUCCCCAGUGGAACGAAACCAUUGAUGUUCCCGUGAUGAGAGAUACGACCCCUGAAUCACCGUCGGAUAUCCACUCUGCAACCUCCCUCCUGUUGUCAGCAAUGGCACUGCAAGGGCCCCAUUCGCAAGGCCAAAUGGCAAGGUUCUUCCAGUGGACUGAUGAAGAGAGGAGUUAACUAGCGCAAACCGUUUACUAGCUAGUAGAUAGUGACAAUGAGUACUGUAGCAAAACUUAAGCUAGCUAGCUGAACUUCAGAGGAAGUGGAACUGUUCUCUGUGCAAGACACCUAAACGAAAGCAUCCAAUGUUACCUUACCGUCUUGAUUGAGACCACGCUCAAACGACACAGCAAUGUGUAACAAAUGUGCAAACAAACAAACAUCUAUUUAAGCGGUUAUGCAUGGAUUUCUUCA